Molecule: messenger RNA, 1009 nt
Organism: Mugil cephalus (flathead mullet)
Lineage: Eukaryota; Metazoa; Chordata; Actinopteri; Mugiliformes; Mugilidae
Product: C-type lectin lectoxin-Lio3-like
Exons: 2
Coding region: 19-450 (143 amino acids)
Source: RefSeq, a predicted model, not a curated record
GAAUGUGAUAAUGGACCCAUGUCUGGACGCUAUGUUACCGUACACUUCAAUAAAACAUCUUCUCUCGUGGUGUGUGAGGUGAAGAUCUACGGUACAAAAAAACAUGGCUUGAUGCUGGUCCAAGAGAACAGAACCUGGGAAGAAGCCCUGUACCACUGCAGGGACUUAAACAUGGAUCUGGUGUCCAUCCUCAAUGAAGACACUCAGGGCUUGGUUGAGUUGGAGGCCAGGAAGGCUGACAGUCCCUAUGUAUGGCUGGGUCUUCACUACACCUGCACCCUGGAUUUCUGGUUCUGGGUCGAUGAUCACGUCGUAUCAUUCAACCACUGGGGUCCAGGAGAGAAAGAAAUAGAAAACUGUGACAUGAGUGCUGUCAUGGACACAAAAGGAAAUCACACCUGGUUGAAGAAGUCAGACUGUGAUGAGUAUAAUUUCAUCUGUGCAGAGUAAAAGACUUGUUUGACUUUACUUACUGAGUAGUGGAUGUCCCUCUAAUAUAUCAUGUGUGAGGGGUCCUGGCCCAGAGUAGCAGCUUUUCAGAUGUAGUACUGCUGAAAUGAAGCCAACAUUUCUACUCUGGUCUAUGAAGAUGUUUUUGUUUCUUUGUUUCCAACAGUUUGUAUUGUUACUUUCUUUGCUACAGUUAAUUCACUGAUAAUAAUGUAUUCUGAUGGUUAUAUGACAUCAGUUGUUGCUGUAAAUAAAUUAUUUUAGUGUAAUUGGAUACUUAUCAGCUGUGGGUUUAUUUAAAUUUCAUUUUAAUUCUUCUAUCAAAAAAAUAUGUUAUGAUUCAGAAACAGUUAUAAUUAGUUUGAAUUUCAUAUGAAUUCAGGAUGCAGUGUCAUUUUAUUUAUACAAAGCAGUUAUAUUUGCAUCCUUCAGCGUGUACAUUAGCUUGAAUGGGAUUUACAGAGGAUGUUAUUUCUCACAUAGAACAUUAGGACUAAUAUGGAAAUGCUACUUGUUCUUGCCUGGGUUCUUAUUGAGUCUAAAUAAAAACUAAGAUGUG